AUGGGUAAGAAGAAGACAGCGAAUAAGAGGACUACUACGGCCCCGACAAUCCUUCCGGCAACUAACGGAGGAUCAUCGGAUGUGGAUGCUAGCCCCACGGCAUCGAGCUUUGGCAAAGAGGAGCAGAAGGACUUGUCGUCUGAUGAGAUAAGGAAUGCGACCAGUCCGACUGAAGGCUCUGCUAAAAGCCCGACAACGCCCAUUGCCGAAGCUCCCUCCGCUCCCAAAUCGAAGGGCCAGAAGAAGAAAGCUGCUGCCGCCGCAAAGAAAGCCGCCUCCGCCGCUGCCCGAGCCAACGAUGAUCCUGUCUCCCAGCCCACGACUACUGAGGAGAUCGAUACCGCCGGCAACUCAGAGGCCAAUGCAAAUGCGAAUAUCACGAAGCCGUCCUCGGAUGAACCCGAAAUUUUGAAGCCUCUCGACGGUACGCUCGAUUCAGCACGGGAACAAGACGUCGAAGGCGACGCAUGGGGACUGAACGAGGACGAGCCAGCCGUGGCUCAUGAUGACGUUAUGAAACCGACUGCGGACGAUUCUCCCUCGCCAGACGCCCAAGAUAGUAGCUCGGCCGACAACGUCCAAGUCGCUUCAACAGAGCUCAAAUCGGGGGAGGGUGUUUCCAAGAGUAAUGCAGUCUUGAAUGACGACAAGGCUUCCGAAACCGUGCCGCCGCCACUCACUGCGGAGGUCACUCCCGACGCGCUCCCAAAUUCAUCUAAUGAACUCCCAAAUUCAGACGCGGCAGAUCUGUCCGAGGUUAAGAUGACCCUGCGAACCUAUGGAUUACCUCCUAGGCCCUCGGACGACGAUAAUACCCCUCUUGCGCAUAUUGCUGGAAGUAAAGCCCCUGCUAUUAAUACCAAUCUUGUGUCUGAUGGACUUGUCAACGGAGGCGCGAGAAAAGAGACGCCGAGUUCUGCUGGCGAGAACCUAGGAGGUGCUCAGUUUAGAUACGACUCUCACACAACUGGAACUAGUGCCUUUUCCAAUAAUCCUGCCCGACCAAAUGCGCCAUCAAUUUCGCCUACUUCGGGAGUUCCCGCUCGUGGACCGGGCGGCGUCGGGUUCGGCUCAACAGCGCCUGCUCAGACUCCGACGACAACGACAUCUGGCUUCAACUUUGGCUUUGGCUCGCCGCAAAAGUCAACUCCUAAAAACGCGUCUGGGAUGUCUUGGGGUGCAGCAGCCUCUUCGAAACAGGCCAAAUCGUCUGGUUGGGGUUGGCUCAACAAAGCGCGCGAAACAUUUGAACAGGCCAUAGGCGACGAGCCAUCCCCUACCCCUGCUCCCGCUCCUGGUCCCACUCCCGCUUCUACUCCCGUGCCUGGUCCUGGCCCUCCCGCUCGCGCCCCGCCUGUCCGAUCCCCCUCUGUUGAGCGGGUCGCUCAAUCUUCUACAGCGGGCCCCACUAAUUCCAAUUCCAACUCCGAUGCUGCCCCUUCUUCCCCCAAUCGGCCUACUAGAGGCAUGACGUCUUUCGAGGCCAGGAUGGCCGCUUUGAAGCAAAAGGCGGCCACUGCCACGAACAAAGAUGGCCCAUCGGGGCCGAAGGCAGAAGCAGAAACGCCCAAGGCAUCGUCGCCCGUCACUCCCACUUCCAUUUCGGGUGUCUCUCCGAUUUCGCCCUCUGUGUCAACUCAAUCUCACACUCAAGCUCAACCUUUGCCUUUGCCUUUACCGACCUCGAUGACGAUGCCAACCGAGCAGAACCCACCGCGAACACCGGAUCAGGCCAUGGUCACGAGCGCGUUCUCGCCGCCGCCACGCGAGAGCACGGCCGAAACCGGAAAGGCUGGGAAGUUGGUCUCCAAGUUUGAUAACCAGGAGGCCCCUAUCGGCUCCAAAACGGCCAGCACGGGACUCCGGCUCCAAACUCAACCUGCCGCUCCGGAUCGUCGACGGAGCGAGUCCCCUGUAACGGUGCGAGAUGGCAAUGCCUCUGAAACUGAACGACCAUCGCUCGCGGACAUGCGGUCCACUUCUGCGCCGCUGCCCAAGACAUCUAUCAAUACCACAUCGCCUAGGACUCCCAGUAGCUUUAGUUUUGGAGCCGGCCUCGGUACUACCAAUCGGAUUAAUGGAGGGCGUUUUGGAUUCGGAGGCGGAGGAUUUGGAGGGAUCAGGCCGGGACCUGGGCCUAGUCCCAUGUCAACGCCCAUGGGGGAGAAGAACGAGACGAGGUUCGAGAGCCAGCGCGACGACGACUUGUCCUCGGUUAUUGAAGGAACUUUCAAGGCCAAUAUCCCUGUAACGAAUCUCCCAGGCAUUAAACCCUUCGUCGCUUCCCCUCCUCCUAUCACUACACCUGCCGCUGCCUUGGAAGUAACUGCCCCUCUUCCUUCUCCCACCCGUUCCGAACUUGAACCGGGAGCAGCCACUCCAGACGAUAAGACGAUUGCCGACCCCUCAGAUCUCGCGGAAGUCGCGCAGGAGCCCGUACCCCAAGACGAAGUCCUAAAUCAUGAGCCCCAAGUCGAGCCGCUAAUUACGAGUGAGCCUGUUCUGACGCCAGUUGAGGAGAAAGGAAUAGUAGACGCUGUCGCGGAGGAACCUGCUGCGCCACCUUCUGUGGAAGAGCCUGUUGUAUUGUCGCCUGUUGAGGGGCCUAUCAUAGAGCCCCAUGUGGAUGAGCCCGUAUCGCCUGCUACGCAUGAUGAAGUUCCUGCACCAGAAGCCACCGAGACGCCCGUGCCUGAGCCACGUGAUGAGCCACCAGCUGUGCUUUCGAUAGAACCGACCGUGGAGCCGUGGGAAGAGCCUGGAGUCGAGGUGGUUGUCGAGCCUACUCCCGAGACUACUGUAGAGCCGGUUGCUCAGCUUACUGUCGAGCCUACCGUUGAGCCUACCGUUGAGCCUACCGUUGAGCCUACCGUUGAGCCUACUGUCGAACUGAUUCCUGAAUUGACUCCCGAGUCAACUCCCGAACCGACUCUCGAGGUGGUUCCCGAGUCAUCUCAAUCCACCAUGGAGCGGUUGUCGAGCCUGUAUUCGGUGGCGGAGGUGGCAACUGAAUCUCUCGAGCCGGCAGUCGAGCUCUCUGCUGAUCGAACCUCCCACCGAGGCAUUUUCUCAGCUUCUUCCUCCUCGCCUAUCGAGCCUCCAACUGUCGAACCUGUCCCAGCGGAAGGAACCGAAAUCUCCACUGAGAAACCGGUGGCUCCCAAACUUUCAAUUGACGUUCUUCAAGCCGACGGCUCUCGCAAGCCCAAGUCUCCUUUGCCCCCUACUCCCGCAACCCCUGCGACCCCUAUAACUCCUGCUACUCCGUCAAAGAAGAAAAAGAAGAAGGGCAAGAAGGGCGCUGCACCCAGCGAACCGGUUCCUGCUAUCCCCGAGACUACAUCUGAACCUGCGCCUGAAUCGGAACCUGCUUCUAAAUCAGAGCCAGUUUCCGUAUCGGAGCCCAUUUCAUGGCCGUUCUCCAGGCCGGAUCCUGCGUCACUCGAGGUCAAGCCAGUUUGGGGCAAUGAAAAGGCAGAGAGUCCGAUCCCUACUCCCAUUGAACCAAAGGCAAGUGGAACCAAUCCCAGAGGUCACCGUGCCCUCUCCGACCGCGGAGGUUGUUCAAGACGUACCAUCCAAGAGGAGCCAGUGUCUCCAACCAAGGGGAAGAAAUCCAAGCAGAAGAAGAAGCGCAAGAGCUCGACCGCACCUAUCCACGCUGCUUCACCGAUUGACGAUGUCUCAGAGCCGGUUGCGGUUGAAUCUGUAGUGGCUGGGCCUGUGGAAGCGGAACCUGUUGUGACCGAGCCUAUGAUCGUCGAGCCUGUGCCGGUUGAGCCUAUUGUCACUGAGCCCAUUGCCUUCGAGUCCGCAUAUGCUGAAUACCCGGUUGACGAGCCCAAAGUCGACGAGCCCAAGGUUGUUGAGACCGUGGCUACCGAGCCCGAAUUUGUCGAAUUCGAGGAGCUGACAAAGAACGAAGAGAAUCGUACAGCCACCCCAGGCGAAGAUGCCGAAACCCCCAAGGUUGUCUCACAGGAGCUCCCCAAGCCAGCUGAACUGGCAGCUGAACUGGUAUCUGAUCCGGUUGAGAUCGCACAAUUGUCUCCCCUCAUGGACACCCCCAUCGAAGCUACCGUGGCCUCCCCCAUAGAACCCACACCUGAGCCUAUACUUGCGCCCCUCCCCGUUGAAUCUUCCCCGAAACUCAGCCUACUCGAGACUCAGCCCGAACCAGAAGUUGAAGCAAUCGUAGAACUAGCAAUUGAGUCUUCUGUGGGAGUCAAUUCAGGGCCAGUGAUCGAAUUUGUACCCGAGCUUCCAGUCGAACCUGCGCCUGAGCCGGUCUUCGGAUUUCCUACCGAGCCAGUUCUGGAGGCGGAGCCGGUCGUGAUGUCUCCUACAGACGAACCUGUCAUCGAAAGGAUUGAGGUGGUAGGGCCCUCCCUUACUAUUACCCCCAUCUGCACCCCCACCCCUAUUCCCGGUGUUGAAGAUGAGCAUUCAGUUGAACGAGUGGUUGAACCUGCGGUAUCGCCGGUCGAAGUGCCGAAGGAGCCGCCAGUUCUGGAAACGAAACAAACCGUACCUUCUACGAACAAGUCCCCAAAGAAGAAGAGCAAGCGGAAGGGUGCAGCUAAAGCCACUGUUAUUGUUGAAGAACCGACCCCUAGCCUGGCGAUUGAAGAGCCAGUGGCCGAAAUUACGAAGCCUGAGGUUCCAUCCGUGAUCACAGUGGGUGGAGAUGAGGUUAUCGAAGAGACCGUUGUGGUUUCAAGCCCUACUGCACCCAGGAAGAAGAAAGGCAAGAAGACCAAAGAUGUAGUUUCGGUUCCGACUCUGGUCGAGGAACGAGUGCCCACACCACCUCUUCCCUUGGAGGCUCCCGUGACCCUCGUUGAUACGCCCCAAUUAGAGAUGGAGGAAUCACGACCUAUCGUUACACCUUCGAUCCAGCUACUCGAGUCCCCGAUUCAGAUGGAGGCAACUCCCAAGAUUGAGAUUAUCGAGCUCCCCAACAGCCAGAUGGAGUUAACUCCUAGAUCGAGCGUUGCCCAACUGUCUCACAGCAAUCUAGUACCUUCUCAACCGGCACCAUCGACCGCGGAGCUCGAUAUCGUUGAAUUUGUGCCCGAAACUUUGUCUGAUCCCGAACCUGAGCCUAUACUCGUUGAUCUACCGCAAUCCCCAGUCACAAGUAUUCCAUCCAUUGCUUCUUCUCCCCCUCGGUCUAUUGUCCUAAGCCCCCGGCCACCAUCAACCACAUCAGUAGCUCACGAAGCCUUCACCCCUCUCCGAUCGGUAACGCCUAGCACGACCAAACAGGACGAGAUUUAUGAAGCGCUUCCGAUGCCUAUCAGUCCCGCUCCCAGCCCGGUCCGCCCCACCUUCGAGCACAUCGAUUUAGCAGAGGUCAUCAUUCCUCUUUCCCCAUCACCCGUCAGCGAGCGAGCAAGUCAAUACUCGCAUGACCUCGAUUUGUCCGGACGUGAGGCCGCUGCUGUACCCCAGGAAUCACAGUCACCAAAGCGUGGUAGAUUGGCGUCUUCUAUUACAUCUAUCGACACCAGUUCCCCCUCGCCAGCUGAGAAAACGACAAUGCGACCCGCUAUGCCACCCCUUAUCACCAUCCCUGUUCCAUCGCCUGUCCCUACAGUGAGCCCGUAUCCCAACUCGGCGGCCAAACAACCCCCUGCCCAAGCAGAGCUCGAGUCCAAGCCUAAUGCGGCGACAAACGAAAUACCCAUUCCAAUCGUUUUGUCGAACGACCUUCCCACCAACGACGUGCCCGCGAAGUCUGACACGGCUACGAAGGCAUCGUCAAGAAUUUUGGAUGGGUUUUCGCCAUUGCGAUGGUUCGGCUUCGGAGGAUCGUCUUCACCCUCGAUCGAGAUUAAGCCUGUGGAAGCCAAGCCUGUUGAGGUCCCACCUAUGGAAACCAAGUCUGUGGAAGCCAAGCCGAUCAAGAUUAUGGAGGUCGAGGUCGAGCCAGUCAUAGUUAAACCCGUAGAGGCAGUGCCUAUGGAGAUCAAGCCUGUAGCAGUCCAGGUUAUAGAGACUAUAGCUACGGAAGUCAAAGCGGUUGAAACCAAGCCUGUAGAAGUCAAGUCAGUCAAGUUGGUUGAACCUACAAUUGUGGAGAUCAACCCAGUCGCGGCCAAACCAAUCGAAACACCGGCUAUAGUCUCCCAUAAUCCCAAAGUCGCUGGAGAGCGGGAGAGGCGGCCUAAAGUCACGCUCGUCCCGAUCCGUAAGGCAGCUUCGCCAACUUCGCCUGAGUCGCCUGCGAUGGAGAGGACAACAUGGUCGAGAUGGCCGUAUCAACCCACUAUGGUAACAUCCAUCCCACCGGUCAAACCUAGGGUACCUCUAGCACGGGAUUCAGUUACUGCUCCUACACGUUCCGAUGAGCAGACAGCAUCAGCCCGCACCCCGAUUAUUUCGACCAUGCCUCCGAUCAUUCCUGUCGUCUCGAUGAGGACGGACCAACCGUCCAUAAAGCCGAAAACAGAUUCUCCACAGCCACGACGCCCGCCCAGGCCCGAUGACACGGUACUACCCAUUCCUCAGACACCACACCAUGCUCAAAGCAUUCUCACCAACGAGAAGAGUGAACGCCCUGUGAAACGCCCCUCAGACCCCACUCGAGUUGUCACCCCAGCACCUAACACCCCAUCUGUCGCUUUCCAGUCUCCUCGAUCUUCAGAGGACUCGCUACCCGCAUACACUCCUCAAGCGCCUAAUGUCGAUCGGGAGCCCAAGCCUGCUCCCCGCGGAAUCCUUAAACAGCGUAUUGCAUCCCCAGCCAUGCCCCCUACGACCAAUGCUCCCGCUAGGAGCCCUGUGCGUUCCGUCCCACAGGUAUCUAGAUUCGAGUUCACAGGCUCCCGUAACAUCCCCACCUAUGAGAACUGGAGUCAUACACAAUCGGCCCGAGGAGAUUGUUUAGGCAGUACUAGUAUUCCACGAUCCCACGGAACAGCGAUACCGGUCACUGCGACAACUCCACCUUCGUCUCGUGAUCGCACCUCUGGCGAUUCUAGUCAUCGCUCUCGACCGAAGCGCUCCCCCAAAGAGUCGGGUUCAGUGCCAAACAAGACCUCUCAACCUCAUACACCUUCGCCUUCAAGGGAAACUAAAGCGACUUCGAAGAUUACCACACCACCUAAGCCUAACCUGGUACCAGUCUUGAACGAUAAGAUUAUCCGGGCCAAGGCCCCGAAGCCCGCAAAGAUUUCUACGGCGCGAACUACGAGUAGCGCUUACAUCCAACCGCUCACCUCGCCUAUUCUUCUUACGAGUGAGAACUACGGAGCUCGAUUGCCUGAAAACAGUGUAUAUCAAUAUGAUGGGAUUUCUCCUUCCGAAUCUCUUUCCCCCAUCACCAGGAAGAACAUUUUCGAUAUCCUCCAGAAGCAGGUCGCUCCACAAAUCUUCCCAGUCCUUGCACGUCCAAGCUUCGAUGGAAAGAAGAUGUUGUACUCAAAUCGGCGCCUGAAUGUCAGCAGCCGACAAGAGUUCUCGAUAGAACUAGCUGAGUCUGGGCAGGAACCACAAGUGUACGUAGUCCAAUUGAAGAAGAUCGCUGUAAUCACUCCCCAGAUCACUCCCACGUUUCGUUGA
This is a messenger RNA of Rhizoctonia solani, 7566 nucleotides long. RefSeq lists its product as uncharacterized. The transcript is spliced from 18 exons. The record is from RefSeq and is a predicted model, not a curated record. NCBI's taxonomy places the organism in Eukaryota, Fungi, Basidiomycota, Agaricomycetes, Cantharellales, Ceratobasidiaceae. The coding region runs from base 1 to 7566 and encodes 2521 amino acids.